CGAGCGGCGUCCGUGCUCCACCGCUCUGUCGCCAGCCAGCACCGUGGAAGAUUACAUGCGAGACGCCCGUUCGCCGCCACUGCGCUUGCGACCGCCGGUGGGACCAAGUGUCCUCGAGCCUCACGCCUGAGGGCGAGAUGAACGCGCUGGCUUCCCGAGCCGUCCGGACCUACGAUCGCUUCUGGCAGCCCGAGCCGGCGCUGCUGCCUCCGGGGUGACGAGCAGGCCCCAGACGCCCAGACAGAUGGCGCCCGGCCAGGUGCCGCAUCAUGGCGCCCCCUGGGGGGACGCCCACCCCUUCUUCCUCCUGUCCCCGCUGAUGGGCUUCCUCAGCCGGGCCUGGAGCCUCCUGAGAGGCCCAGGACCUCCGCAGCGCUGGCUGCUGGAACAUCAGGUCGAGGCUGGCCUGGAGGCGCCCGUGGCCGCCCGGGGAGCCCCCUGGGGGGCUGGAGGCAGCGGCAGGACGCCCUGCCUCAGGCGGAAAGGCUGCCUGCCUGAGGCCCCGGGACUUGCAGAUGACGAUGACGAAGAGGCAGCCAGUGUCGAACAGGGAGGGCAGCUUGCAGCCGGCCAGCCUGCUGCCCUGUGCCCCAGCCUGUGGGGGGGAAGCCUGCGCGGGUCUGAUAAGAACCCUGGGGCGGAGGAAGCGGAGAGAGGGGGCGUGGCCCCGGUCUCUUAUCCCUGGUCAGGGGGGGAGCCCCGCACAGAGGAUGGAGACGCCCCCAGCGCCGCCAGUUCCCCGACUCCAGGACCCGAGCCCAGCAGAGGGGCGCGCUGCCCAGGGGACGGCGGGGCCCGAGCCACGGAGGAGGAAAGAGCAGGAAGCCAGGAAGGCAGGAGGGCCUCCGAUCCGGCCUCGGAUUCCAGCGCCGAGCCCAGGCCCCGGGAGCCUUGUUCAGGAGAGGAAAGCAGGGAGACAGGGGAAGGGGUGCACGGAGCAGCCGGGAGAGGAGACGCCGGCCCCGGGCCACGCUGCCUGGCGCCCCUUCGGAGGCCCCUGCUCAGUCAGUCCGGCAAGGACCCAGAGGAAGAAGACAGUGAGGAGGAGGAGGGCCCUGCUGACAGGGCAGCUGAGGAGGAGGGAGGAGCUGAGGCUUCCUCUCCCACCCGUGCAACAAGUGCCUUGGUGAGGGCCUGGGUGUGUCGGCCAGGAGAGGACACGGAAGAUGACAGCGACGAGGGAUCAGCUGAGGAGGAUGGAGAAGCUGAGGAGUGGGGAGAAGCUGAGGUUUCCUCUCCCACCCGUGCAACAAGUGCCUUGGUGAGGGCCUGGGUGUGUCGGCCAGGAGAGGACACGGAAGAUGACAGCGACGAGGGAUCAGCUGAGGAGGAUGGAGAAGCUGAGGAGUGGGGAGAAGCUGAGGUUUCCUCUCCCACCCGUGCAACAAGUGCCUUGGUGAGGGCCUGGGUGUGUCGGCCAGGAGAGGACACGGACGAUGACAGCGACGAGGGAUCAGCUGAGGAGGAUGGAGAAGCUGAGGAGUGGGGAGAAGCUGAGGUUUCCUCUCCCACCUGUGCAACAAGUGCCUUCGUGAGGGCCUGGGUGUGUCGGCCAGGAGAGGACACGGAAGAUGACAGCGACGAGGGAUCAGCUGAGGAGGAGGGAGGAGCUGAGGAGUGGGGAGAAGCUGAGGUUUCCUCUCCCACCCAUGCAACAAGUGCCUUCAUGAGGGCCUGGGUGUAUCGGCCAGGAGAGGACACAGACGAUGACAGCGACGAGGGAUCAGCUGAGGAGGAUGGAGAAGCUGAGCCCCCUGCCUUCCGAGUGGCCGUCUACCUACCUGGAGAGAAGCCACCCCCUCCGUGGGCUCCUCCUAAGCUGCCCGUCCGGCUGCGAAGGCGGCUCAAGGUCUCAGAGGCCCCGGCCCGCGGUCCGGACCCUGAGACUCCCCUGGCCAGAAAGGUGCGCUUCUCUGACAAGGUCACCGUCCAUCUCCUGGCUGUGUGGGCGGGGCCGGCCCAGGCUGCCCGCAAGGGCCCUUGGGAGCAGUUCGCCAGGGAUCGGAGCCGCUUUGCCCGCCGCAUCGCCCGGGCCCAGGAGGAGCUGGGCCCCUGCCUCAGCCCUGCAGCCCGGGCCAGAGCCUGGGCGCGCCUCAGGAACCCACCCUCCUCCCUGGGCCCCAUCCUCGCCCCCGCCCACACGUUGCCUUCCUCCCCCGCCUCUCCCAAGUCCCCAGUCCAAGCCAUGGCCCUGUGCCAAGCCGUGGCCACACCCUCUCCCUCCCCGCCUACUGAAACCCCAUCUCCCUGCCUGGGCCUCAGUGGGAGGCGUGGCUAAGACCAAGUUUGUUUGUGUGUUAUUUAUUCAUCAUUUUCUUAAGUAUUUAUUUAUGCAAAAAUAAAGCCUUUGGAUUUGUAGCAAGCAA
Molecule: messenger RNA, 2366 nt
Organism: Oryctolagus cuniculus (rabbit)
Lineage: Eukaryota; Metazoa; Chordata; Mammalia; Lagomorpha; Leporidae
Gene: PPP1R15A
Product: protein phosphatase 1 regulatory subunit 15A
Biological process (GO): response to endoplasmic reticulum stress
Cellular component (GO): endoplasmic reticulum; protein phosphatase type 1 complex
Molecular function (GO): protein phosphatase regulator activity; protein binding
Source: RefSeq, a predicted model, not a curated record